CUUAUAUCUCUAUUCGCCGAUGUACGAAUUAUGCACCCGUCAGUACAGAGACCUCCCUAGUUCCUCCCUCACUCUCUCUCUGAUACUCGGUCACAAUGGCGUCGACGGUUCCCGAAAACCUAUCCCGAGACCAGUAUGUAUUCCUGGCCAAGCUGGCCGAGCAAGCCGAGCGCUACGAGGAAAUGGUUCAGUUCAUGCAGAAGCUGGUGCUCGGCUCGACCCCGGCCUCUGAGCUCUCCGUGGAAGAGCGGAACCUGCUCUCCGUGGCCUACAAGAACGUGAUCGGCUCGCUCCGAGCCGCGUGGCGCAUCGUCUCUUCGAUUGAGCAGAAAGAGGAGGGGCGCAAGAAUGAGGAGCACGUGGUCCUAAUCAAGGACUAUAGAUCCAAGGUUGAGUCCGAGCUCUCCGAGGUCUGCGACAGCAUUCUCAGGCUCCUCGACUCCAAUCUUGUGCCUUCCGCCUUGGCCAGCGAGUCAAAGGUCUUCUAUCUGAAGAUGAAGGGGGAUUAUCAUCGGUACAUGGCUGAGUUCAAGGUCGGGGAUGAGAGGAAAGCCGCGGCUGAGGAUACUAUGGUCGCGUACAAGGCUGCUCAGGACAUUGCGCUUACGGGUCUUGCUCCAACGCAUCCGAUAAGGUUGGGUUUAGCGCUCAAUUUCUCGGUGUUCUACUUCGAGAUUCUCAAUCAGUCGGAUAAAGCGUGCGGCAUGGCUAAACAGGCAUUUGAGGAGGCCAUUGCCGAGCUAGACACUUUAGGAGAAGAGUCAUACAAGGACAGCACCCUCAUCAUGCAACUGUUAAGGGACAACCUCACUCUUUGGACUUCUGAUGCACAGGACCAGCUAGACGAGCCAUAGGGUAUUGUAAGCUUGACCAGUCUUAGUCUUCUUCUCGAGGAGGUGGGCUUCAAAUGUCAUCUGUGCGCUGAUUAAAAGUGUGUAAUAUAUUGAUGAUUCUGGGCAUCAACCCAUGACGUGAUGUUUUAACAUUGAGACCAAAACUGUUCUCGACCUUUGGAAUUGGAUUGGAAAGGGUAGCAUUUAAAACGA
Messenger RNA from Carya illinoinensis, 1046 nucleotides. RefSeq names its product 14-3-3-like protein GF14 kappa. Bases 96 to 854 code for a protein of 252 amino acids. The record is from RefSeq and is a predicted model, not a curated record. Lineage: Eukaryota; Viridiplantae; Streptophyta; Magnoliopsida; Fagales; Juglandaceae. Gene Ontology annotation, biological process: signal transduction. Gene Ontology annotation, cellular component: cytoplasm. The transcript has 4 exons.